Molecule: messenger RNA, 1685 nt
Organism: Strongylocentrotus purpuratus (purple sea urchin)
Lineage: Eukaryota; Metazoa; Echinodermata; Echinoidea; Camarodonta; Strongylocentrotidae
Exons: 6
Coding region: 608-1393 (261 amino acids)
Source: RefSeq, a predicted model, not a curated record
UGGAGCUGAAUUCGAUUACGUUACGUAAAUCCAGAAGAUACAGAAUGAAGCACUCGGUUGCAGGCGGAGCUGCCGCUAUUCUUGAGAAGUCCAGAAGUCGUAUGAGAGGUCAGCACUUUACAUUAGAUGGUAGAGGGACCUCCAAGAAAACUGAACAACCAAAACAGCCAAGCAAGAACACCGAAGAUGAUGACAUUGCUGCCUAUUUAUCCCAGCUUUCAAAGAAGACAUCUGGGAAAAAGAAGAACAUGGAUGACAUCGGUUCUGGAAUGAGUGACUUGAGUCUUUCUGAUGAAGCAAAGAACUCCACUUCAAUGAAGUUUAUGAAAAAAUCAAGCACUGCAAGUGCGGUACUACCUGGCCCUUCCCAAAGUGCACAGAGUAUUCAACAGUCGGCGAGACCGAUGUCGGGGAAGAAGUCUACGAGCUUCACAUCCAGUGCCCUUCAGCGAGCCUCAAAUAUAAUGCAAAGAUAGCUUCCAGGAAGAUAAUAGUAGACAGUGAUUCAUCUGAAGAUAGGUCCCGCGACCAGUACCAAGAACUUGAUGUCACUGUGGAUACUUCCAGCCCUCCUGCGCCUGCUGAGAAUAGAGACAAGUACCGAUUCAUGAAAAAGCCAUCGGGUAAAGUUGAGCCAGUAGUCGAUGGGGAAUCUAUUAAGCAAGAGAAUCCAUCUUCCUUCGCAACCCCACUAGAAAGUUACCCUCGCACGGCUUCUAAUGCAACAGAGUCCAAGAUGAAGGCAAAGCUAUCAACCAAAGCAAAAUCAGAAAGUGCCACAGUGCCUUUGACAUCUACUCCUAUUAGAAACACACAACAGAGCAGCAGUAGACGGAAUGUGUACAACAAAAUAAUGGCAGAGCUUGAUACAGAUGAAGAGAGUAUUGACUAUUUGAUAGGAGACACCGCGGAAUACUCCUCUUUUGUGAAGGAUGUGCAGCAAGUCGAUACAGUUUCAGAUCAAGUAUCAGAGAAUCGGGCAUCCCCUCGAAGGCUCUCAGAUACGGGUUAUCUCGCAGAAAAUAUGGAACAUAUAUCCGUGGUUGAAUCUAGUGUUCAGUCAUCCAUAGGAGAGGAUGUAGGGCUGACAUUUUUUGGUCUACAGACCAUCGAUGACUUGCUACCACCAAGUACCGUACAGACUCCGGACGCUUCUUCUUCUCAUCAUCAUGAUGACAUAUCUCAUCACAAAGACAUUUUUGGUCUACAGACCAUCGACGACUUGCUACCUCCAAGCACCUCGCAUAUAACUCCAGACUCUUCUUCAUCUCAUCAUGAUGACAUAUCUCAUCACAAAGACAUUGAGAGUGUAAGAACAAUGAGUCCAUCAACGGUUGCGGACUCUGUCGCUUCAAUACAUACUACUCCAGAGAGUAGCAGGACUAUGUGCUGACUCUUACUCUUCGGUCGCAUCGUACAGCGAGUCAAGAAGCUACCUCUCAAAGUCAGAUUCCAAUUCUUCUCUUUCUACAAGCAACAACACGAGAUCCAAGCUCUCAGACACCAGCAUCGAUACCAUCACGCCUUCUAGAUCUGUUUCCUACUCGCAUGACUUUGACACCUUAUCGCAGUCUGAUGAUACGACUGUAUCGGAUGACCAGACUAUUGCGAGCGAUUUCUCUACCUCCCAUAGUGAAAGCAAUUCUAGAAGUAGUCAACCAAGUAUCGUUUCGAAACGUACAGGA